AUGUGGUGCUCUUGCAUCUUUUUGUUUUUCUAGGAAGAUUUUGCAAAAGCUUGAAUCCUAGUACUUGUAAAUAUUGAAUGAGUUUCAUGUUUGAGGAUUUAUGUUGGAUCCACUUGUAUAUGUUUGAUUUAAUCUAUUGAGUUAUUAUUAGGCUUUGGAAUGGAAGAAUUAAUUCAAGGAAGGGCAACAUUGGGGGUUGUAGUUGUAAGUUUGUUGGUGAUCCCGUGUUUAAAAUUUCAGGGCAGUUCUAUCACAUAAACCUCUACUCAAAAUCACUUAAUAAGUCUAUGAAUUAUAGCCUUUGGCAUAGGUUUAAUGCAUUAUUAUUAGCAAACAGUCUGUAAAGUUUGAAGCAUCGUGUGGGAUCAGAUUUGUGUAAAAGUGGUUUGCCCUUCGGAUAAAUUAGUUUGACUUGAGAUUUUGAGAAUCUCUUUUGGAUUUUGAAGGACAGGCACCUAAUUGAUGGGUGAAAUAUGUAAAUUUGUAGUGAUUGGACUUCAUAUUGGAAGUUCAUUGUUAGACUAUUAUGAUUGUUGAUGAAUGUCACAAUCAGCCGAAGGGAAAUCUGUAGGGUCCAUGCAUUGGGAUGGGAAUAGAGGAUUAGAUUUCACAUGCUUCUAUGGAAUGUUUUUCUUAAUCAUAUCACUUAAUGCCUCUUUCUGUUCACCUUUUUUGACUGGAGUACAAUCUUCUCAUUAAUUUCCUGGUGUGAAUAUCUUGAGAUUCUGUAAUGAUUUAGAGUAUCAUACUUUCAUAUUGCUGAGAAGGUGUUUAAUCAUGUGAACUUCCUCUGAGGAAUAUAUAUGUCAUUUUUAGGUUUUUUGUCCUUCUUUGGUCUAUCUAUCAUAUUUUUCAACCCUUGUUGGCGUAAUAAGUUUCCAUGUUUAUCAUGAUUUGCUGGCUAAUUUUCUGCAAGUUAGCAAGCUGUAUCAUUUCGAGAAAUGGUCAUGGAGCCUGAUGGACCAAAACGAGCAAGAAAAAGAAAUUAUUUGGUUCAAGAAAAUGGUGAUUAUAAUUCGUUAAGCGUGGGUGAAGAUCUUGAUCCCUGGACUGCAUGGGCGUACAAGCCUCGUACUAUAUCAUUAUUACUUAUUGGUGCAUGCUUCCUUAUCUGGGCCAGUGGAGCCCUUGAUCCUCAAAAUGCAGCACAUGAGGAUAGUGCUACUUCUGUUAAAAGGGGUGUAUGGGCUAUGAUUUCAGUAUUUCUUGCCUAUUGUUUGCUGCAAGCCCCAUCAACGAUUUUGAUUAGGCCACAUCCAGCAAUUUGGCGUUUGGUGCAUGGAAUGGCUGUCAUUUACUUGAUAGCACUUACCUUUUUGCUGUUUCAGAGUCGUGAUGAUGCUCGACAGUUUAUGAAGUUUCUCCAUCCUGACCUUGGUGUUGAGCUUCCAGAAAGAUCUUAUGGUGCUGAUUGUCGUCUUUAUUUACCUGAAAAUUCCAAAAGCAGGUUUAAGAAUGUUUAUGAGACUCUUUUUGAUGAAUUUGUUCCAGCUCAUAUAAUUGGAUGGUGGGGAAAGGCUAUAAUGAUUCGUAACCAAGCUCUACUAUGGGUGUUGUCAAUUGGGUUUGAAAUGAUGGAGCUAACCUUUCGCCACAUGUUACCUAACUUCAAUGAGUGUUGGUGGGACAGUAUCGUUCUUGAUAUUUUGAUAUGUAACUGGUUUGGCAUCUGGGCAGGAAUGCGUACUGUUCGAUACUUUGAUGGUAAAACAUACAAGUGGGUUGGUCUAAGUCGUCAACCUAAUAUUAUUGGGAAAGUCAAACGAACACUGGGACAAUUCACACCAGCACAGUGGGACAAAGAUGAGUGGCACCCAUUACUUGGUCCAUGGCGUUUCAUUCAAGUUAUAAGCCUUUGCAUCAUCUUCCUGACAGUAGAGCUCAAUACAUUCUUUUUGAAGUUUUGUCUUUGGGUACCCCCUAGGAAUCCUGUGAUCAUAUAUAGACUAAUCUUGUGGUGGCUGAUUGCGAUCCCAACAAUUCGCGAAUAUAAUUCCUACCUUCAAGAUCGAAAGCCCGUGAAGAAAGUUGGCGCAUUUUGUUGGCUAUCUCUUGCAAUUUGCAUCAUUGAACUUCUUAUUUGUAUAAAGUUUGGACAUGGUUUAUAUCCCAAACCAAUGCCUCUUUGGUUGGUAAUAUUCUGGAUCUCGGUUGGAGGUGCUGUCAUAUUAUUCCUUUUAAUUUGGUCGUGGCAAUCGCAUCAACGUUUAGCAAGAAAGAAGCGAUGAUCUCUCAGCAGCAGUGGUAGACCAUUCUUUGGUUUCUUCUUGUCAGAAGGAGGAUUCCCAUGUAAAUAUUUUACCCACAUUGAUUGUACAUGAGCUCCCUCUCAGAAAAUGGACUCAUUUCCCAGAUCAGUAAUCUUCUUCUUUUUGGGAAUUAUGUUUCUUGAGUGGAAAAUUUUCUUUUUCUAGAUGUUAGAGUUGCUAUUUGAUCUGUUCUUCUAUCUGGUUUGUUGUGCUUUUAUUUAUUUUAUUUUUGGGUGGGGGGUGGGGGGUUGUUUCUUGGGUUUUUCAUUUUAUUUUUAUGUUGAUUAAUGUUAAUGUUUGAGAUUGUUAUUUAAUCUUUAUACAUUUUUUUUCGUGUUUGGUUUUUCUGCA
This is a messenger RNA of Cucumis melo (muskmelon), 2600 nucleotides long. Its product is annotated as CDP-diacylglycerol--serine O-phosphatidyltransferase 1-like. Bases 942 to 2228 code for a protein of 428 amino acids. Gene Ontology annotation, biological process: phosphatidylserine biosynthetic process. Gene Ontology annotation, molecular function: L-serine-phosphatidylethanolamine phosphatidyltransferase activity. The record is from RefSeq and is a predicted model, not a curated record. The transcript is spliced from 13 exons. NCBI's taxonomy places the organism in Eukaryota, Viridiplantae, Streptophyta, Magnoliopsida, Cucurbitales, Cucurbitaceae.